CAUAGUUCGAUAUUCGCGAAAGAUCUUCAAUAUUGUUCGUUACGAAAUUCUAGCGAAUCUGACGAAAUAGUUUAUAAAAAUAUAAGAUAACCUCGUCUACCUUGAUGUCAUAUUGAGUGGAAGUAGCGCAGCAAGAUAUAAUACUUUUAAACGUUUUCAAGCCCCAAAAAGGGAGGAAUAUUGAAUUUUCGGUACGGUUCUGUGUAGAUCAUUUUAAGAGAGUUGGGAUAUUUGUAGUUCAAGAUGUUUGCUGCCAGGGUUGCCCGACUACCGGUGGUUCUUUGUACAUCUGCUUCACAAUCCCUGAAGAGCGUGCAGCAUAAGUCUGUUGGUCUAGCUAGAGUGAACCUGGGAGUGAGAGCACAGCAUUAUGCCAACCAGACUAGGCUAGGGGCUAAGAGGGCUGCGAAGGCCAGGUCUAUAAAGGAGGUAGCCCAAGCACCUGCUUCAGGCACUGCUGAUAUGAUGGGCAAGGGUUUGUUGUUGGGUGCUUCAGCUGCAGGCAUCGGUGCUCUGUGUUACUAUGGUCUUGGUCUCUCCAGUGAGGUCGGAGCAAUUGAAAGAGCAGCAAUCUGGCCACAGUAUGUACGUGACAGGGUGAGAUCAACAUACAUGUACUUUGGAAUGGGGAUAGCAGCUACAACAGCCUCAGCCCUUGCUAUGGCUAGAAACCCAGCUCUCCUGAUGAGAAUUACUCCAAAGUCAUGGGUGGGAGCUCUUGGAGGUAUGGCAGUGAUCAUGGCAUCAGGGAUGGUGACGAUGUCUGUACCCUACACAGAAGGAAUGGGUAUGAAACAACUAGCAUGGUUGGGACACAGCGGUCUCCUAGGGGUUGUUCUAGCUCCCAUAUGCUUCAUGGGUGGACCUCUUCUCAUCAGGGCCGCAUGCUAUACCGCUGGAGUUGUUGGAGGUUUGUCUUGUGUUGCUAUGUGUGCACCCAGUGAUAAAUUCCUCUACAUGGGAGGUGCAUUAGCCAUGGGUCUAGGGGCAGUCUUUGCAGCAUCUGUUGGGAGCAUGUUCCUGUCUCCAGCCACAGCCCUAGGUUCAGGUCUCUAUGCUGUCAGUCUGUAUGGUGGUUUGGUUGUCUUUGGAGGAUUCAUGCUCUAUGAUACACAGAUGAUUAUGAAGAGAGCUGAACUCCAUCCUGUUCACGCCCAGCGACCUUUUGACCCCAUCAACAGUGCCAUGAGCAUCUACAUGGACACCAUCAACAUCUUCAUCCGGAUCGCAUCCAUUCUUGCUGGAGGAGGUGGAGGCAAAAGAAAGUAGAUCCCUUUCUUAUCUUGGAUUUUCAUAUUAAAGAACUUGAAAAGACUAUGAAAGACAAUGUUUCAGUGAACCAAUGGCAUCUCUAAAGGUCCUUCUUGCAAAGAGUUUUGACAGAUUGGAAUUUGAACUCAAACUGAUAUUGAUGACAUAUGGUAAUAGAUAAGAGGUAGGGAUUGAGAGACAAAUUUAUUCCAAUACAUUUAUUAUUUGGUAAAAUGCCUUUUCCUUGUGUUACAAAGCACCUGAUGUGCUACAUGCCUCCACUAGAUACACAUGUUGGCCACAGAACAGUGAUAUCCUUUCAGAGAGAUCCAUUCAGCCAUAUGAUCAAUAUCAAUUUGAGUUUGAUCGGAAUCUAUGACAGUUCCUUGUCAGGCGGGAACCUUGUGUACAACAAGAAAGCAAUAUCUGGAAAUGACACACCAGCACGCAUAGAGAAUGAAUCACAGAAGCAUCAUAGUGAUGCCUGCAUUAACACCUGCGGUUAAAGA
Lytechinus variegatus (green sea urchin) is the source of this 1760-nucleotide messenger RNA. RefSeq names its product growth hormone-inducible transmembrane protein-like (gene ghitm). NCBI's taxonomy places the organism in Eukaryota, Metazoa, Echinodermata, Echinoidea, Temnopleuroida, Toxopneustidae. Gene Ontology annotation, cellular component: mitochondrial inner membrane. The transcript has 8 exons. The record is from RefSeq and is a predicted model, not a curated record. Bases 244 to 1269 code for a protein of 341 amino acids.